UCAAAAUUCAAAGUUUUAACAGUGAAUUUCAACACUGCACAGAAAAGAUGUAUUAUUUCAUUCUAUUAUUCGGCAUUCUUUUUGUGUCCUUGACUCAAUCGUUUAAUGUCGAUGAUGACUAUGAGGUGGUGCCAAUUCGUUACAAAAGACAAGCGAACAACGGAUUAAUAAUUCAAAUGCAGAGAAAACGUCAACGGCUUCAAUUUUAUUUGUAUUCUACUGAAGGUUUAUUAGCAGGAACAAAAACGAAAAUUUAUACUGCCGAGAAUGCAAAGAACGGAGUACAUUUUACACUAAUACCGAUGAAUCAAUUAAAUUUACAAUUUUAUCAAGAUCGACGUAGUCAGUCAUCAGUUACACAGAGUGUCGAUAAAAAUGGCAAAACCAAAUUUACUGGACACAUCAAUAACAACAUAAUUUUACGUCCCAUGCCCAAUCAUAUUCGCCAACGUCGCGAUCUGUUGAAUAGAAAUUCAUCAUUUUUUGAAACUGAUGCUGAAGGUUUCAUAAAUACUGAUGAUCAUAUAAUUUAUGAAAAAUCUUUUAAUGAUUCUAGCCCACAUUCUUCUCCUAACGUGUUCGAUGAUAAAUUUAUGAAAAUUAAGAGUGUGAACCGAAGGGAUGUAUCAAAAACACCAAAUAUAGUCUAUCCAGAAAUUUUGGUUUAUGUUGACGAAAUACUUUUCAAAAAAUUUAAUUAUAAUGUGCAGAAAGCGGUUGAAUAUACAUUAAGUUACUGGAAUGGAGUUGAUUUAAGAUACAGACAAUUUCAAAAUCCAAAGAUUCGCCUCUAUGUUACCGGAAUAGUAUUAAUUAAGAAUGCACUACCAUUUACUACGCCAGCUUUAUGUAACAACGGAAUGUAUGAGGCAGAAUUAAUUUUAGACAAAUUUGGUAAAUUUUUAUAUCACGACAAUAUCAUUCAACGAAUCAAGGAUUAUGAUAUAUCCAUGUAUAUGACUGGAAGAAAAAUUUAUUCAAAGAGGGAACAUAGAGAUACUAAAGGUGUGUCAAAUUUAGCAAAACCAUGUUAUGAGAGGCUUGAAAAAUACUAUUCUGCUGCAGUAAUUUUCGAUGAUAAUAGUUAUAAAUCCAUUAUAUCUAGUUCUCACGAAUUAGGUCACAUGUAAGAACCACAUAUUUUUUUUCAUUUAUUUUACCGAUGAUGAUU
Leptopilina boulardi is the source of this 1171-nucleotide messenger RNA. RefSeq lists its product as uncharacterized. The coding region runs from base 48 to 1130 and encodes 360 amino acids. The record is from RefSeq and is a predicted model, not a curated record. Gene Ontology annotation, molecular function: metalloendopeptidase activity. The transcript has 9 exons. NCBI's taxonomy places the organism in Eukaryota, Metazoa, Arthropoda, Insecta, Hymenoptera, Figitidae. Gene Ontology annotation, biological process: proteolysis.